GCGAAGUUGGUGCAUGCGCUACGAAGCAAAACACCAUUACUUUAAGAGGUUGGCAAUAGUGAUUAGUAAUUUUAUAAACUUACCAUACUCGUUGGCAAAGAGGCACCAAGAAGGAGUUUGUUAUCGCCUACAGUUUGCUGAAGGUGGAAAUAGCACGUUUAUUUGCAAAGGCACUGAAAUUAUGCCAGGUAAAACAUUAUAUUUUGGUGAUGUUGAAGAGAGUGGGCUCAUUCGAACAGAAUCUCCUGAAGUGAACAGACAAACACCAUUGUAUAGUACCAAAUGGAUUACUAUCAAUGGAAAAAAAUAUAAAGUAGGAGCUACUGUCCACAUUGGUUAUGAUUAUGUUCAAUUUCGCCAGUUUUGGGAAGUUAUUGGUAUUUAUAUCAUUAACCAAAAUGUUGCAAAUGCCAUGUUUGUUGUUUCAAGAAAACAGACUGUCAGGUUUUCUGAACAUUAUCAGGCUUAUGAAGUUGCUCAGUCAAAACAGAAAGAAAUUAAAAUUAAAUAUUUUAAAGAGUUAACCUCACAUUUGCCAUUUAACUUGAUAAAGUCAUUUGGCUGUAACACAAAAUACAUUUGCCAUAGAUAUGAAAUAGAUGUAGAAUAAAUUUUAGUUUCCUGAACACAGCAUAUUCAUGCGUUGCGUUAUCGUAAUGUAUAUAUUAUGGCCUUUCAAAAAAGCUGAUUAUCUUUGUAGAAAUUA
Messenger RNA from Xenia sp. Carnegie-2017, 706 nucleotides. RefSeq lists its product as uncharacterized. The transcript is spliced from 3 exons. Bases 14 to 610 code for a protein of 198 amino acids. NCBI's taxonomy places the organism in Eukaryota, Metazoa, Cnidaria, Anthozoa, Malacalcyonacea, Xeniidae. The record is from RefSeq and is a predicted model, not a curated record.